Molecule: messenger RNA, 1233 nt
Organism: Rhodotorula graminis WP1
Lineage: Eukaryota; Fungi; Basidiomycota; Microbotryomycetes; Sporidiobolales; Sporidiobolaceae
Exons: 8
Coding region: 1-1179 (392 amino acids)
Biological process (GO): DNA-templated DNA replication; DNA repair
Cellular component (GO): DNA replication factor C complex; nucleus
Molecular function (GO): ATP binding; DNA clamp loader activity; ATP hydrolysis activity
Source: RefSeq, a predicted model, not a curated record
AUGCGCGCCGCAGCCGCCAACAAGAACAAGCCCGCCCCGUCCACCUCGUCGACGUCCGCCAACCCCGACUCGGCUCCCGAACCCUCGACCAGCACCGCAAAGCCCGCUCCAGCUCCCGUCUUCAAGGGCUCGGGCCUCGGUGCAGGUCCCCGCCACUUUGUCGACCCGGCCAACCAGCCUUGGGUCGAGAAAUACCGCCCCAAGAACCUCGAGGAGGUGUCGGCCCAGGACCACACCGUCCAGGUCCUCAAAAAGACCCUCGGCUCGAGCAACCUCCCGCACAUGCUCUUCUACGGUCCGCCAGGAACGGGCAAGACGUCGACCAUCCUCGCCCUGUGCAAGCAGAUGUACGGACCCGACCUGUACCGCUCGCGCGUCCUCGAGCUGAACGCGUCCGACGAGCGCGGCAUCUCGGUCGUGCGCGACAAGAUCAAGAACUUUGCCAAGACGACCGUCACGACCAACCACGACCCCAACUUCAACGCGCCCGCGUUCAAGAUCAUCAUCCUCGACGAGGCCGACUCGAUGACGCAGGACGCCCAGUCGGCCCUGCGCCGCAUCAUGGAGACCUACUCCAAGAUCACCCGCUUCUGCCUCAUCUGCAACUACGUGACUCGCAUCAUUGAGCCCAUCACGUCGCGCUGCUCCAAGUUCCGCUUCAAGCCGCUCGACACGACGUCGACCGAGGCGCGCCUGCGCGACAUCUGCCUCGCCGAGAAGGUCGACUGCCCGGACGACGCCCUCGCCGCCCUGAUCCGCACCUCGGACGGCGACCUGCGCCGCGCCAUCACGUACCUGCAGUCGGCGUCGCGCCUCGCCACCGCGACGGGCGAGCCCAUCAGCCCCGUCGGCGUGCAAGAGAUCGGCGGUGUCGUGCCGGACGGCGUCAUGAACGAGCUCGGGAGGGCGCUCGGCCCGGCGGGAGCGGCGGGCGCGAGCGCGUUCGACACGGUGAGGGCCGCGGUCGAGAAGGUGUCGCGUGAGGGCUACUCGGCCGUCCAGGUCCUGUCGCAGCUGCACGACCUCGUCAUCCUCGACCCGCUCGUGCCGGCGCGCGCCAAGGCGAGCAUCGCGCUCGACCUCGGUCUGGCCGACAAGGCGUUGACGGACGGGGCGGACGAGGAGCUGCAGCUGCUCAACUGCUGUGCGAGGAUCGAGCGGGCCGUGAGGGCGGCGUAGCGUCUCUCGACGAGGUUGGAGGGGGACCUGCAGCUUGACGGACAGCUUGUUGUG